Diachasmimorpha longicaudata is the source of this 1405-nucleotide messenger RNA. RefSeq lists its product as uncharacterized. The transcript has 3 exons. The record is from RefSeq and is a predicted model, not a curated record. Lineage: Eukaryota; Metazoa; Arthropoda; Insecta; Hymenoptera; Braconidae. The coding region runs from base 239 to 1405 and encodes 388 amino acids.
AGGCAACCGAACUCGCGUUCAUAAACACUUACACGAGUAUGUUGCCCCGGUGACGUUGGUAUUGGUGAUAUAAACUUGAAGACGAAGGCGACCGAGCCAAAGACCUGAAAACCGUUACCGGGGCACAACGAGGAGGUCUCCAGUCUCGGUUUGUCGCUCGUCCCAACGACUGAGUCAAUUUUUGAAAAUUCUCAACAAAGAAACGGUGGGGAAAUUUACUUGAGAUUAUUGUCUCAUCAUGAAGUUAAUUAGCCUCAGUCUUGUGAUUUUUAUGGCGCUCGGGGUGAACGCCGGAAUCACGAGGAAACAGCCCCAGUACUCAAAACCUAUUUACUCCAACUCCUAUUUACCAGCUGCAAUGCAGGUAAUUUUCUAUGCGGUAGAUCAGAUAAGAAAUUUCCCGCCGGAAGAGGGUGAGUUAAGCUCAUCAACGACCCUCCCUACAACACUUCCGCACGCCCCAGGACAGCACCAGCCACCUCCAGGAUCCCCAACACCGCUCCCAGUGCUGCUGCUGGCGCAGACAGAGAGACCUCUGGAGAAGCCCCCGCAAGCGACGGUAAUCGUCGAAUCUCCGAUAAUCACCUCCAGCACUCCAGCGCUGGAGCAGAAGCCGGAGUUGAGUGAGGAAACUCCGGAGGCUGUUUACGGUACUCCAGAGACCAACCACGAGACCCCAGAAGCAUCACAGGAAAUUCAGGAGGCCAACCAUGAGGCACCAGUCACGCCGAGUCCUCAGGAUGACCCCACGUCCCCCAUUGAUGGUCUGGCGACAGACCAGGGGUCAGCUGGGGCACCUCCAGAGGCCUCCACCAUGGAAACUACUGAUAAGAACACUGGGAAGGGUCAUGGGGACCCGGGGAAGAGGGGUGAGCCGACUAUUGAGAGCGUCGUGAGGGAAAUUUAUGGAAUCGUCAAGGAGAACAGGAGCAAGGACUCCUCGGGGUCCAGGGAAUCCACUGGGGGAAAGAGAAGUGAUGAGGACAGUGGGGAGAAUGAGGGGGAGGAGUAUCACCAGAACAGAUUUACGAUGAUCGGUGAAAAGGUGGUCCAAGUACCUCGGCCAAGUCUAUUAGCCUACCUCAAACGAGCAAGGAUAACAAUCCGCUGUUCCCUGGAGCAAUUAGCCAUACUAUACGAUGCACUGAGUAAAGAUGCAAGAAGGCAGGGCUUCGUCAAGUUCUCGGGUUACACUGACGAGGUACUGCGUACCCUCGAGACCAGUGCAGAGGGUGGAAUUGGUCCCCAACUUCAGCGACUAUUGGAGAAAAUCGUGGAGCGUAAGGAAGUCACCAGGGAUGAUACUAAAGCAAAGAUAACGGAGGCACUCAAGGAUCUCAAGGAGCCCGGGAGCAAUUUGAAUAGUGACCUGAGACGUCUGCUUCCCCUCAAGUUCAAAAUAUGA